This is a messenger RNA of Ixodes scapularis (black-legged tick), 971 nucleotides long. Its product is annotated as scoloptoxin SSD976-like. The coding region runs from base 45 to 890 and encodes 281 amino acids. The transcript has 7 exons. Gene Ontology annotation, cellular component: extracellular region. NCBI's taxonomy places the organism in Eukaryota, Metazoa, Arthropoda, Arachnida, Ixodida, Ixodidae. The record is from RefSeq and is a predicted model, not a curated record.
GAGGUUUCGACACGCGGAAUCACUGCUAAGAAGUGAUCGUCAACAUGACUUCGUGGACCAUGUCCUUCGCAGUUUUCGCCGCUGCUGUCUUCUGCUGUACCACGCACACAGAGGCUUGUGCGGGCGACCAGCUCCGGCCAAUGGGUCCGUACCAGAUCACGCAGCCACGAGUGUGGCCCCUGCCGCUCACCAUCAACCUAGUGCAACCGGGGGACUACGGCCACCCUCUUGGACACCCCCUGCAAGCAGUGUCUCCCGCGGAAGUUGACCGCAUCGUGGCGCUACACAACGACCUUCGAAAUGACCUUGCGUCAGGAAACAUGGCUGGAUUUCCAUCGGCAGCAAAUAUGCUCCGCCUGGAAUACGACGGAGAGUUAGCAAAGCUGGCACAGAUCCACUCACAAAGCUGCCAAUUUCAGCACGGGUGUGUUGGAUGCGGUCGUAUUGACAGAUACUUGGGCCAGAACCUGUUCUUGUCUCCUCGGGGAAACUGGGAACAAGCAAUCAUGACGUGGUGGAACGAGCACAGGAGGACCAACAGCUUCACGAUCUACAAUUACCAAUUUUCUCCGUUGAAUGGACAUUUCACCCAGAUGGCCUGGGCGAAAAACAUCAAAAUAGGAUGCGGCGCCACUGAUUGCCAUCAACUCGGAGGUGCACGAUACAUGGUCUGCCAUUAUAUUCCGGGUGGAAACAUGGUGGGCCAACCUGUUUACGUACGAGGAACUCCCUGCUCCCGAUGCCCGGAGCUCUCGUCGUGCGAAGCGGGCACUCCAAGCCUAUGCCGUAUCACCGGCCUCAACAACCCAGCCUGGAAUCGAUCUGUUUCAAAGGAGGAUUUGGCCCGGUACAAUUUCACCUGGAACCUGUACAACACAUAUAAACCUUAAAUAAUUUUAUAUCCAGACGUGUACACAAAAUAAAAAGCGAAAAUAAAAAGAAAUAUAUUGUCUAACCUACGACGAAUCGGA